UUGAGAUUUUGUUAGUUGAUAUUCAGCUGGCGACUCAGCAACGUCUCGUGGUGGUGGUUAAGAAGGGUAAAAGUGAAAUUAUUGUGAACGGUAGGCGUUGAAGUUUUGCAAUUUGAUUUGUUAACCAAAUUUUUUUUCACCGUUAAAAGUGUGAAUAUAUGGGAUAAACAUAUUGUGAUGCGUGCUGAAUGACAAAAGUUUAAUUGUUAUUAAAAGGAAUUAAGUGCUUAAUAAACCGUUACAAAUUGUUAAAAUAUAAGACGCUGAAAUUAAAAAAAAAUAAAUUUUUUUAUAAAAUUAUUUAAGUGGGAAUAUUUUCCAUAAUGUCUGACAAAUUGAUGACUGCUCUCUUAGCUGAGAGCGUUCUGCUUACUAAAGUUACCAGAAUAGUUGCAGGAUAUUCGCCAGUGACCAUAAUUCUGGUAGGCGCCAUCACAUUAUUCUUCGUGAUUUACAACAAAAGACGUGCACGAAUGGUGCAAUUGAUCGACAAAAUCCCCGGACCUGCCGCAAUGCCAUUGCUCGGCAACUCAAUUGAGAUGAAUGUGGACCAUGACGAAUUGUUCAAUCGUCUUACGGGUACAAUAAAAUUAUGGGGCACCCGUAUCGGCUUGAAUAAGGCAUGGCAAGGCACCAGUCCAUAUGUGAUGCUCUUUGAUCCCGAAACAGUAGAGCCAAUUUUAAAUAGCCAAAAAUUCAUUGAUAAAAGUCAUGAUUACGAUUAUUUGCGACCAUGGCUGGGCACCGGAUUGCUGACGAGUUUCGGCCGGAAAUGGCAUUCGAGAAGAAAGAUUUUAACGCCCGCCUUCCAUUUCAAAAUUUUGGAUGAUUUUAUCGAUGUCUUCAAUGAGGAGAGCGUUGUUUUGGCGCGUAAAUUGGAGCGCGAAGUGGGCGCUGAGGCCUUCAACAUCUUUCCAUAUGUAACGCUCUGCACGCUGGAUAUUGUGUGCGAAACGGCUAUGGGACGCAGUAUACACGCACAAGAUAACAGUGAUUCGGACUAUGUGAAGGCCGUUUAUGGCAUUGGCUCCAUUGUUCAAAAUCGUCAAUCGAAAAUAUGGCUACAAUUCGAUAUGAUUUUCCGUUUCACCGAAGACUACAAAAAACACGAGAGCUACAUCAAUACACUUCAUGGCUUCUCUAAUCGUGUGAUACGCGAGCGUAAAGCCGAACUUGCAGAGAAUGUACUCAAUAACAAUGUUAACACAACACCCGAUGCCUAUGACGAUUUGGGUAAGAAGAAACGUCUGGCUUUCUUAGAUCUGCUCAUUAGCGCAUCGAAGGAUGGCGUUGUGCUCUCAAAUGAGGAUAUACGCGAAGAAGUCGAUACGUUUAUGUUUGAGGGGCACGACACAACCUCCGCAGCCAUAUCGUGGACACUCUUCCUGCUCGGCUCAUAUCCUGAGUAUCAGGAGCGUGUGGUGGAGGAGUUACAAUCGAUUUUCGGCGAUGACAAAGAGACACCAGCAACUAUGCAGAAUUUAAUGGAUAUGCGUUAUUUGGAGUGUUGCAUUAAGGAUGCGCUGCGUCUGUUUCCCAGUGUGCCAAUGAUGGCGCGCUCUAUUGGCGAGGAUGUGAAAAUUGGCAAUCACCUAAUACCCGCCGGCACUACCGCCAUCAUUGUCACCUACAUGUUACAUCGCAACGCCAAAAGUUUCCCCAAACCCGAACAAUUCAAUCCGGACAACUUUUUACCAGAGAAUUGCGCUGGUCGUCAUCCCUUCGCCUAUAUACCCUUCAGCGCGGGUCCACGUAACUGUAUUGGUCAAAAGUUCGCCAUACUCGAAGAGAAGGCGGUACUCUCGACGGUUUUGCGUAAAUAUAAAAUCGAAUCUAUUGAUCGUCGUGAAGAUCUGACGCUGUUGGGUGAAUUGAUUUUGAGACCGAAAGAUGGUCUACGCGUGAAGAUCACGAAACGUCCUUAAUGGAUGGGUGGAAGUGUGCGCAGAAAAGUGUACAACAACUGAGUAUUUCAAAAGGCAUAGCAUUUUACGUAUACUUCUUUGUAUUUGUAUUGUAUGUAUAUACAUAUGUAUGUAAGUAGUGUAAAUCUAAGCAGCGUUUAAGUAAUUUAAACUAUCAUAGAUACACUUAAAUGUAAUGUA
Molecule: messenger RNA, 2105 nt
Organism: Ceratitis capitata (Mediterranean fruit fly)
Lineage: Eukaryota; Metazoa; Arthropoda; Insecta; Diptera; Tephritidae
Gene: Cyp4c3
Product: cytochrome P450 4c3
Exons: 7
Coding region: 324-1925 (533 amino acids)
Molecular function (GO): monooxygenase activity; iron ion binding; heme binding
Source: RefSeq, a predicted model, not a curated record